Ceratina calcarata is the source of this 2049-nucleotide messenger RNA. It is a transcript of the gene shv, whose product is annotated as DnaJ heat shock protein family member shriveled. The coding region runs from base 59 to 1135 and encodes 358 amino acids. Gene Ontology annotation, molecular function: misfolded protein binding. The transcript is spliced from 4 exons. Gene Ontology annotation, cellular component: endoplasmic reticulum. The record is from RefSeq and is a predicted model, not a curated record. Gene Ontology annotation, biological process: protein folding; protein maturation. NCBI's taxonomy places the organism in Eukaryota, Metazoa, Arthropoda, Insecta, Hymenoptera, Apidae.
GCCAAUCAGAAGUACCCACGAUCUAAGCAUCGAUGUGUUUGUUGUAACGUCUGCUAGGAUGGCAGCGAUAAAACUGAUUUGGUCUUUAUUAAUAAAUUUGACAUUAUGCGUGGUUCUAUCUGUGGCAGGGAGAGAUUUUUAUGCCAUUCUAGGUGUACCUUCUUCGGCCAGCCAACAUGCAAUAAAAAAGGCCUACAGGAAGCUGGCAAAAGAAUUACAUCCUGACAAGAACAAAGAUGAUCCAAGUGCGUCCCAGAAAUUCCAAGAUCUGGGUGCUGCCUAUGAAGUUCUAUCGGACAAUGAGAAGAGAGAAAUAUAUGACAGAUGUGGAGAAGAAUGUCUGAAGAAGGAUGGUAUGAUGAACAAUGAAGAUCCUUUUCAACGAUUUUUCGAUAAUUUUGGUUUCGACUUUGGUGGAGAAUCUUCUCAUCAACAUGAAACACCUAAAGGUUCUAGCAUUGUGAUGGAUUUAGUAGUUACUUUAGAAGAAUUGUAUAGUGGAAAUUUCAUAGAGAUAACAAGAAAUAAGCCAGUAAUGAAGACAGCGAAAGGAACUAGGAAAUGUAAUUGUAGGCAAGAAUUAGUUACUCGUAGUUUAGGGAAUGGUAGAUUCCACAUGAUGCAACAGUCAGUGUGUUCAGAAUGCCCAAAUGUUAAAUUUGUAACUGAGGAACGUAUAUUAGAGGUAGAAGUAGAACCUGGUAUGGUAGAUGGGCAAGAAAUUAAAUUUACGGCAGAAGGUGAACCGCAUUUGGACGGUGAACCGGGCGAUUUAAUUUUGAAAAUACGAACACAACCCCAUCCAGUUUUCCAAAGAAUUGGCGACGAUCUACAUACGAACAUUACUAUAUCUAUGCAAGAUGCCCUAAUAGGCUUUAAAAUGGACAUAGAGCACUUAGACGGCCACAAAGUGUCUAUCCAAAGGGACAAGGUAACAAAACCGGGAGCCCGUAUUAGAAAAAAGGAUGAAGGAAUGCCUAAUUAUGAGAAUAACAAUGUCCAUGGUACUUUGUAUAUUACAUUUGAUGUUGCAUUCCCUGAAACGGACUUCACAGAUGCGCAAAAAGAAGAAAUAAAGAAAUUACUUCAACAGAAGUCUGUAAAUCGAAUUUACAAUGCAUUAGGUGGUUUCUAAGAAUUUUAAGUGCAAUGUUCAAAGUGACAUUAAAGAGUGUAACAUAUAAUUGAAGUGCAUGCGUGAACUUCGUGUGUUUCUAUACCAAGUGACGUCCUUGCUUCCCUGAGAAGUGGAUACCAACAGGUUUGGUAGCCAUCCGUUAGAUCAGUCAAAGUGAAUACAUGUAGCCAGGGCAUAACCAUUGUAAGUAUACGUACUUCCACUUUGAUUGUAAAGCUAGCAGUACAGUCACGCCGAGGCAAGGCACUUGCAUCGCGCCAACUUCGUCAACUCUCGACUUUGAGUUGACUUUUUUUGUCAUGAGGCGCGAGAGCGAGCUGCAAAUUCGAGAACGUCCAUGUCCGAUCGCAAAAAUAUAGUAACUGCACACGACUUGAGCCAAGCCAAAACGUUGCAAGUCUUGUCGAAUGUCUCUGCGAGACGUCUCUAUACUGCUAGCUGUAAGAAACUGGUGAUGUGUAUUAUUGCCAAUUACUUCUGAUGGAUGUUCAGCAAUGGUUAAGCAUUCUAUUAUUCUAUUGAAUGAAAUAAGUUAUUUUACAUUCUGCGUGCGUGGGUGAUGUGUGAAUGAUUUUACACCAGCAGAAAUUUUGCAUUUGCAUGGCAGAAAAAGGAAUUCACUGACCGUGUAAUUAAAUAUGUAUUGGAUUCAGUAUCCAGAUACAAACCAUCAGAGAAGUAUUGUAUCACGAUUUUUCUAUCGAUAUUAUUUGCAAUAAAAUGUACAAUAGUAUUCAUUAUCGGUAACAAACAUUGGAAUUAUUUCAUUAAAACGUUUUACUCACAAACUGUGAAGUUGCAUUUAAAAAUUUUCGUACUAAAUUAGGCAUUGAUUUGUAUGUUAAGGUUUAUUCGGUACCACUCUGUAUAAUUUAUUUACAAAAAUUACAAUACAGUUCAUUCAAAAACAA